ACACUUCUAUAAGCCUGUCAAAAACCUACCGCACCCAUCCUCUCAUUCCAUAUUCACAAAAAACGCGAAGGUUAUCACUUCCCAAUUACUUCCACCCUUAUCUUUCCUGUCUAUAUAUUCAGAAUAUUCGUAUAUCUCGACGUUCAUAAUCGCGAAAAACAAAAAAAGUUUUAAUUAUGAAGAACAGUGAAGAAGCUCAUAAAGUUACUGAACAAAUUUACAAGAACCUAAAUGACAAUUUUAUACCAAACAUGAAACAACUCAGUUUGUCUGCUCGAAACUACUAUAAAGCCCUAACAAAUGUUUCGUCUGCUGCUCGGUCCUAUUCUGAAGCCUUGGUGAAGAUAGGUCAAACUGCUAUAAAUAGAUCUACAGGACCCACACAAAAUAUUGGUGCAGCACUCAAUGAUAUUUCCCAGAUUUAUAAACAACUUGAAAUACAAACUGAAGAGAAAAUGAAAAGUCUGAUGCAGGAUAUAUCAUUUCCUCUGGAGAAUAAACUGGAAUCAGAUAUGAAGAACAUUCCGUCUUCAUUGAAGAAAUACAACCAAGAACAUAAAGCCAUAGUAGUUCCCUUCGAGAAGGCUCAAAACACACUCAGUAAAAUGCAGAAGAAGAAGACUCGCUCAAAAUUUAGUGAUAAAGAAGCUGAGUAUGCUCAAACAAUCAGCAAAGCCCAGAUGAAACUUCAUGACCACAGAGUAUCUGGUUUACAAAAGGCUAUGACAGAAGAAUGGAACUCACACAGUUUUCUGUUGGAGUGUGUGUGCAAUAUGUUAAUCCUGGACCAUAACCACUAUGCCAAGCUACACAGCAUGAUAGCACCAAACAUUGAACAGUGGGCGCAGUUAUAUGCCAAGAAUGAGACUAUUCCACCAAAUAUUCAGGAUAUGUUUAUUACUGGAGCUGAUCUACAUAACUACACAGACACAGAAGACGACGAGAUGAUUAAACUAGGCACACUCUAUAAUGAGAGCAAAAUAACAUCUUUUCCCAUACAAAGAUCAACUGAUAUUAACGAACCAGUUUUUACAAAACGUCCAGGCAAUAUAGUAUAUUCAAGGAACUCAGGCAACCCAGUACCUGACGAAGUGAAGGCAUAUGUACAAGCCAUGCACCGUCAUGAAGCUACAAGUGACUCCCAACUGAGUUUUCAAGAGAAUGACACAAUACAGUUGGUUGGAGAAAAGUCAGAAGGCUGGCACUACGGUUUCAACCUCAAUAGCAAAAAGUAUGGCUGGUUACCUUUGUCUUUUACAAAACCUAUUACAUCUGAUUUGGGACCGCAGAAAAUGAGUUCCCUUGAUGACCAACAGCUUUCCAAUCGUGUAAAAAGUACAGGAGAUUUAUUAAACAGCCACGAGAGCCCUUUAAAUGUGCCACACAGACGUUCUUCCAUCACCAAUAAUAGCUUCAAUGAUGGCUCAAAUUCUUUGCUCCCUGCAUCUCCCUUACAUCAAGGACCAACACACAUUGCUGAUUCCCAGAAUUCUGUGCCACCAGGCCAUCCGUAUCAGGUUAUCAACAACAAAAUUCCUACACCACCUCCACAGCCAAAGUUAUAUUCCUACUCACCAAGAUCCAGUAACAAUGUGCCACAAUUCAGAAGAUCUCCUGACAAUGAGUACCAAAAUCUCAGCAGCCUGCAACCGAACAACUUUGAGUUGUCUCAAAAUAGGAAUAUGAAUCCUUCACUGCCAUUUCCUCCACCACCCAGCAAUCACCCUGAAGCUGAUUACAGCGAAUCAUUGGAUUAUGGUUAUUACGCAAGGGAUGAUAUACUAAACGAUAAUGGAUACAGAGGACCAAAUAACAGAACAUCCACCUAGAACAUUUACUUUGAAUUAUGCUGUCCUGAUAACCAGAACAUCCACCUUACCCUGAACUUCUGCUUAGAAAUGCUGCUUGGAAUUGCAAAUCCUGUCCAGACAUCAACAAUAUCUACACCCCACAUAGCUAUGUUAUUAUCCUGAAAAUAUUGUUUAACCCAAACAAGUUAAAUUUUGACAAUCUUG
Molecule: messenger RNA, 2015 nt
Organism: Octopus sinensis (East Asian common octopus)
Lineage: Eukaryota; Metazoa; Mollusca; Cephalopoda; Octopoda; Octopodidae
Product: brain-specific angiogenesis inhibitor 1-associated protein 2
Exons: 16
Coding region: 177-1829 (550 amino acids)
Biological process (GO): plasma membrane organization; actin filament bundle assembly; actin crosslink formation
Cellular component (GO): cytosol; nucleoplasm
Molecular function (GO): protein binding
Source: RefSeq, a predicted model, not a curated record